GAACUCAGUUGAACAACACCACCACUUGAGUACAUAGCGAGUGAAAAACUGUCGGCAAAGGUUGUAAAAAAACUGUUUCUUUAACUGUUUUUCUUGGGUUCUCCGCCUGGAAAGCGACAUUGUGAAGUAUAGAUAGUGGUGGUUGCGGUGGUGAUUGGUGGCGCCGCCUGUUUGUUAGAGAGACUAUUUGGUGCGAAGACCCUUUUGGCUCACAAUGCAGCUCUUGGGGUUAUAUGUUGUGGUGUUCUUAAAGUGCUUUUUGGGUGUCUUUGGGCAGCAAGUUCAUCCUCAACAUAAUGUGGCUGACUUACACUGGAAACCGGCUACUGCCACCUGGUAUGGCAGUCCUGACGGUGAUGGUAGUGACGGAGGGGCAUGUGGGUACGGGUCAUUAGUGGAUGUGAAGCCAUUUAGGGCCAGAGUUGGUGCCGUGAGCCCAGUACUCUUCAAGAAUGGUGAAGGAUGUGGGGCAUGUUACAAAGUUAGGUGCCUAGACAAGAGCAUAUGCUCAAGAAGGGCAGUGACCAUAAUUGUUACAGAUGAGUGUCCAGGUGGGUAUUGUUCCAAUGGCAACACUCACUUUGACCUCAGUGGUGCAGCCUUUGGUCGCAUGGCUAUUUCCGGUGAGAAUGGUCAGCUCAGGAACCGAGGUGAAAUCCCGGUCAUUUAUCGCAGGACCCCAUGCAAGUACCCAGGGAAGAACAUUGCCUUCCAUGUCAAUGAAGGCUCAACAGAUUAUUGGCUAUCCAUUCUAGUAGAGUUUGAAGAUGGUGACGGUGAUGUUGGAUCGAUGCAUAUAAGAGAAGCAGGAGGCACUGAGUGGCUAGAGAUGAAUCACGUAUGGGGUGCAACUUGGUGUAUUAUCAGGGGACCCUUGAAAGGACCAUUCUCCGUGAAAUUAACAACACUAACAACAGGAAGAACACUGUCUGCAAGAGAAGUGAUUCCAAGAAAUUGGGCUCCAAAAGCUACUUACACCUCUAGGCUCAAUUUCUUCCAUUAAUAUGGCAAGGCUCCAUGCUUUUUCUUGGUCUGAAACCAAAGAGAGAAACAAGCCCAUUUUUAUGACUGGAAAACGUGCCUUGUUCCCUUGACGCAAAAGUAGCCGUUGACUGGCGUGGUGAUUUUUUUUUUAAGGAAAAGUAGCCGUUGGAUUGCAUAAUGGUAUCCAAAGCCCUUUUCUUUUUCUUUUUCUUUUUCUUUUCUUUUCUCUCUCUCUCUCUCUCUCUCUCUUUUUUGUGUCUACUUUUGUGGUGUGUUUUAAUUUAGAUCAUCAAUGUAGCCCUCUCCAAAGGAGAGAGAGCGUAUAAUAUCUAUUUUAUGCUUGUGUAAGUUUUUAGGCCCUUUGGGUCAUCAGUGAAUUUGGACCGUUGAAUAUUAGAGAUUA
Populus nigra (black poplar) is the source of this 1387-nucleotide messenger RNA. Its product is annotated as expansin-B3-like. Gene Ontology annotation, cellular component: plasmodesma; extracellular region. The record is from RefSeq and is a predicted model, not a curated record. Gene Ontology annotation, biological process: sexual reproduction. The transcript is spliced from 4 exons. NCBI's taxonomy places the organism in Eukaryota, Viridiplantae, Streptophyta, Magnoliopsida, Malpighiales, Salicaceae. The coding region runs from base 215 to 1003 and encodes 262 amino acids.